This is a messenger RNA of Salarias fasciatus (jewelled blenny), 4252 nucleotides long. RefSeq lists its product as uncharacterized. Gene Ontology annotation, molecular function: serine-type endopeptidase inhibitor activity. The transcript has 33 exons. Bases 19 to 3114 code for a protein of 1031 amino acids. The record is from RefSeq and is a predicted model, not a curated record. Gene Ontology annotation, biological process: innate immune response; antibacterial humoral response. NCBI's taxonomy places the organism in Eukaryota, Metazoa, Chordata, Actinopteri, Blenniiformes, Blenniidae. Gene Ontology annotation, cellular component: extracellular region.
UCUGUGCAGGCAAAUAACAUGAAGUCUCCUGUCCCUGCAUUAAUCUUUGUACUGGUUACAUUUGUGCAUUUCAACUCAGCCUCCUCAGAAUGGACUGGAGAUUUAAACGGAAAACUCGCUUUUUGGGACACAGGCGUCAACCUGGAGGGUGACGAUCAGACGCCAUGUUUUCAUUUUUGCGCCACGGACGGAGACUGUCCUGAUCCGUUGAGGUGCACUGUGAGCGGGUGUGGGCAUAUAUGCACAGACCCAAACCAAGACAAAUUAUGGGAUUUUGAUUUCAAUAUAAAAAAUAACUCGACGGAGCCGUGCGUCGAUAGCUGCAUGACUGACGACGACUGCCCGGACAACAUGAACUGCCUCAUGAGCGGAUGUGGACGCAUGUGCUUGGACGCAAGCCAGAAUUUUCCUUUCCCUAUUGAAAUGACUGGACUUUGUGGUUCAGCCUCUAACCUGGGAAUCAAUACACUGAUGCCGUGCAUUAAUCUGUGCUACGACGAUGAUGACUGCCCCGAAAGCAAGACGUGCGCCAUCCAGGGAUGUGGACGGAUGUGUAUGGACCCAACCACUGAAGGAACUGGACUGUGGGAUCUGGAUUCCGAUCUGGGAAAAGACCCGUUGGAUUCCAUUGGUUCAGAUUUGACCUCGGGAAUGGGACUCAAUCCGUGGGAUUUGGACCCUACUCUGGGAAAAGACCCGUUGGAUUCCAUUGGUUCAGAUUUCACCUCGGGAAGCGGACUCAAUCCGUGGGAUUUGGACCCUACUCUGGGAAAAGACCCAUUGGAUUCCAUUGGUUCAGAUUUGACCCCGGGAAUCGGACUCAAUCCAUGGGAUUUGGACCCCACUCUGGGAAAAGACCCAUUGGAUUCCAUUGGUUCAGAUUUGACCCCGGGAAUCGGACUCAAUCCGUGGGAUUUGGACUCCACUCUGGGAAAAGACCCGUUGGAUUCCAUUGGUUCAGAUUUGACCCUGGGAAUCGGACUCAAUCCGUGGAAUUUGGACCCCACUCUGGGAAAAGACCCAUUGGAUUCCAUUGGUUCAGAUUUGACCUCGGGAAUCGAUGAUGUAUUGCCUUUGCCUUUAGAAGCCCCUAAACUGUGUGGCUCAGAUUGCAAUCCGGGAAUGGACCCAUUGAUACCAUGUCUUAAUUCGUGCUCCAGCGAUGACGACUGCCCCAACAGCAUGAAGUGCUCCGUCCAGGGAUGUGGACGGACGUGCACUGCGUCAACUGACGGAGAGCCUCCUCUGGGGGAUUUGGACUCCACACCGGACAGUGAACCCUGGAACCCCUGUGUUGAUCUGUGCUCUAAUGACGACCAGUGUCCCGAAAACAUGAAGUGUGUGAAGAAGGGAUGUGAACGGCGGUGCGUGGCCUCAAACCAAGAUAAGAGUGAUGAGUGGUCUUGGAAAUUUGACGAAGGAGAAAAUCCUGAAGGAUGGGAGUGGAGCUCCGACGAGGAAACUGGUUUCAAGGAGUCAGACAUCGAGAAGCUGUGGGUUUGGGAUGAGGAUAAGGACAGUGACAGUUCCACUGCAGACCUUUUCAAAAAGCUUGCGCAGUUAAGGAACAAUUUGGAAGAUUUGGAGGGAAGUGCCACUUCAGGAUUUCUAGACAGAGGCCUGUUCGACUUUGACUCAGAGGGAAGUGGCGAAGACAGAAAUGGUGAUUUGGAAGAGGGGAGCGGCGAUUUACUGACAAGAAUGGACGAGCUGUGUGAACAGGAUACCCCAAAGAAAAGUGACUUCAAGUUUCCAGACAUCAAGGAUCUGUAUGAACUGGAUUCUGAGGAGAAAAGUGACAUUAGCGUUCCAGACGUAGACAAGCUGCUGGGACUGAUUUCAGACAAAGGAAGUGAGGAGAGUAGUACAAACUUUUUCGGCAAGCUGUGGAAAUGGGGUUCAGACUACGGAAGUGGCUUUACCAGUUUCAACCCUCUCAGCAAGUUGUGGAAAUGGGUUUCCAGGAAGAAAAGCGACAUUAGCGUUCCAGACAUAGAUGAAGGAAGUGAGGAGAUUAGCACAAACUUUCUCGGCAAGCUGUGGAACUGGGGUUCAGACUACGGAAGUAGCUUUACCAGUUCAAACCCUCUCAGCAAUUUGUGGCAAUGGGGUUCAGAGACGGAAAGUGACAGUACAAGUCUUGACAUUCCAGUUCCAGAUGAGUCUGAACCGUGGGAACAGGAUGCUGACAGCAAACUUUUGCCUUUGGACUCGUGUGUUGAAAAUUGCGUUGAUGACGACGACUGCCCCGACAACCAGGAGUGCACCAGCACCGGGUGUGGACGCGUGUGCACGGUGUCAUUCAAAGAUAAAUUUGAACUGUGGGAUGUGGAUGCUGAUACCAAAGGUUUGCCUUCGAACCCAUGCACUGAUAAAUGCAAGAAGGACAAAGACUGUCCCGAAAACCAGGUGUGCACCAACAUAGGAUGUGGACGUGUGUGCGUCGCAUCAGACAAAGGCAAAUUCGAAAUGUGGCACUGGGAUUCCGAUAGCCAACUUUUGCCUGUGGACCCGUGCCUAGAUAAAUGUGAUAAAAACGGUGACUGCCCCGAAAACCAGGAGUGCACCAAAACAAUAUGCGGACGUGUGUGCACAGCGCCAUCCAAAGGCAAAUUUGAACUGUGGGAUUUGGAUGCUGGCAGCAAAGCUUUGUCUGUGGACCCAUGCGCCGACGAAUGCAAUGUUGACAACGACUGCCCAGAAAACAAGGCAUGCACCAAAGUGGGAUGUGGACGUGUGUGUGUGGCAUCAGGCAAAGGAAAAGCAGGAGAGUGCCCCCCUCCUCAUUGGGGCAGGGAUUUGAGCCAGUGUGCUCUCGUUUGCAUGGAUGACAGUGACUGCCCUGGAGUAAAGAAGUGCUGCACCAAGAAAUGUGGACGAACGUGCGUCACACCAUUCAAAGGACUUGCUGGGAAAAAAAGCCACACACACCAUAAGAAAAGGAAACAGAAGCCUUUCAAGGCGCACUCUUAUUCAUCAGUAAAGCCGGGACAGUGUCCGAAGCCUUCAGGCCCUGGCAUUUGCGUCAACUUCUGCUCGAAUGACAGCAACUGCCCCAAAACUGAAAAGUGCUGCAGCAACGGAUGUGGACAUGUGUGCAUGACACCCAGCUAAGCCAGGUGUCUGCAGGCUUUCCCAGGGCACUUCCCAACAACAGCUGCCACCAUGAUGGUCGUGUCCAGGAGAGAACACUUGAUGCACGAUAACGUUUGGAAAUGGAUGUGGAGGGAGGGGUUAAUAUAUCACUUUUUCCCCUUCUUCAUGGACUCUACAACAUAAUAGCAUCUGCUGUUUCUUUGCACAAAAUCCUUCUUCGUUAUGAUUACUUUCAUUCUUUCUAAGGUUAUAAAUUAUCUUCAUCUGGUAAACUUUGCUUUCAAUAUUUCUCUAUUUAACCUAACAAGUCCUUCAUACAUGAUAAUCUGGAAUCUGCUUCAACCUUGUUGUCAGUAUUGUGUGAUUGAACAACGAAUUCCUGCGACAGCAGUAACAGUCAGCACUGAAGGGUAAAGACAAUGUUGUAAGAUUUGAAAUGCAGUAUUGGUGUAAUUGAACUCAUAUCUGGAAACAUCGCUGGAAAGAGUGGAGAUGGCUCCAUCUGGUUUAUGUGUGAAGCAUUGAUAGAUCUCAUGUGAUUAAACCAAAUCAAUAUUUCUGAUUCAUGAAGUUUCACCAAAAUUGUUGCUGCUCAAUUCAUACAAACAUUCAUCCACUUGAAAAAUAAAAAAAGAAAUCCAUAUAAAUCUUUAAAAUUACUCAUGGAACAAAAGAAAAAAAAAUUAAAUAUUAAAAUGGGGGGGGGGGGGGGGGUGGAUGUUGCCCAAGGGCCACCGGUUGCCCAUGUUUGCUUUACGUUAGUCUACCUGUAUUUGCAUAAGGAGUGGGCCAUAUUUCAUAGAGCUGCAGAAGGGAUAAAAUAAUAACAUAGCUGGCACUUUUCUGUCGAUUCCGUGUAUGAAGUGAUAAAGUGAGGGCGAGAUGAACCUUAAUAUUAUACAGUACAUAUUUAAAGUGUUAACACCAAGAAACACAUCUAAAGUUGAAGUAAUGUUGGAAUUUUCAACGUGUGGUUUUUCACUAUAUUUUGAAAUGUGAAGGUGUUGAAGUGAUGAGAAAACAUUCUUACCUCUUUAUCUCUGACAAGGCAUAGAGUAUCAUUUUCAUAAGGAAAUUAAAUUAAAGCUUUUCCCUCUGGAACUAUGAAGUACUUUCUAUUCUUUUCUAUUCACUGUAAAUAAAAUACUUGCAUUCA